CAUGCGCACUUUGCCUCAACCCUACAGUUGACACGACUUCGAUAAGCUUUCGUUCGGUAACGUGCUUAGCUAACUUCAAGUUUGAGCAAAUGAUGUCGUUAUUAAAUUAACCUCGCAAUUCAAGACGCAGACUGGUAUUUCCACUCCCGUACCUUUAUACGCAGGGGUGGCUGAUAUUCAUCCCUCACCUUACCGGGGACCCUGCAGCCCGCCCCCAUGACGGCCGAGCCGAACGGAGACCUCCUGGAAGAUGAUUCCCGGCAGGAUAAUGGAGUCCAGUCGAGCCGUUACAGCGCCAUCUCUCCUCCUGCCUCCCCUGAGGACCAAGAGGAGCCGUUCUCCACCUACUUCGAGGAGAGGGUUCCCAUUCCAGAAAGUCCCAACCAGAUAUUCAGUUUCCGUAAACUCUGGGCCUUCACGGGGCCGGGGUUCUUGAUGAGCAUUGCUUAUUUGGAUCCUGGGAACAUCGAGUCGGACCUGCAGUCUGGUGCCAUAGCUGGUUUUAAGCUCCUAUGGGUGCUGCUUGUAGCAACCAUCAUUGGGUUGCUGUUGCAGAGGUUAGCUGCACGCCUCGGGGUCGUCACCGGGAUGCACCUGGCUGAAGUGUGCAACCGCCAGUAUCGCCCUGUUCCACGGAUAAUCCUUUGGUUAAUGAUCGAGCUGGCCAUUAUCGGUUCAGACAUGCAGGAGGUCAUCGGCUGUGCCAUAGCUUUUAACCUUCUUUCAGUGGGCAGGAUCCCACUGUGGGCGGGGGUUCUCAUCACCAUCACAGACACAUUUGUGUUCCUCUUUUUAGACAAAUAUGGGUUAAGGAAACUUGAAGCUUUCUUUGGAUUGCUGAUUACUAUAAUGGCUCUAAGUUUUGGCUAUGAGUAUGUGCUGGUGAAGCCGGAUCAAGGAGAAGUUCUUAAGGGGAUGUUUUUGCCGUACUGCGCUAACUGCGGGCCUAUGCAGCUGGAGCAGGCCGUGGGAAUCGUCGGCGCUGUCAUCAUGCCCCACAACAUCUACCUGCACUCAGCCCUUGUCAAGUCCAGAGACGUGGAUCGGAAGGAUAAGAAGGCAGUCAAAGAAGCCAACAAGUACUACUUCAUCGAAUCAUCCAUCGCCCUCUUCGUGUCCUUCCUCAUCAACGUCUUCGUCGUCGCAGUCUUUGCUCAGGCCUUUUUCAAUAAAACCAACAUGGAGGUGAACGCUGAGUGCAACGCUACCGGCAGCCCCCACUCCAACCUCUUCCCUCUCAACAAUCACACCCUGGAGGUGGACAUCUACAAAGGGGGAGUGGUGUUGGGAUGUUUCUUUGGUCCUGCUGCUCUUUACAUCUGGGCUUUAGGGAUUCUGGCAGCUGGACAGAGCUCCACCAUGACAGGAACUUACUCUGGACAGUUUGUGAUGGAGGGAUUUCUGAACCUGAAGUGGUCUCGUUUUGCGCGGGUGCUGCUAACUCGCUCCAUCGCUAUCGUGCCGACUCUCCUCGUCGCCAUUUUCCAGGACGUUCACCAUCUGACGGGGAUGAAUGACUUCCUCAACGUGCUGCAAAGCAUGCAGCUUCCAUUUGCUUUGAUCCCCAUUCUGACGUUCACCAGCCUGACCUCCAUCAUGAAUGACUUUGCUAAUGGGAUGGUGUGGAAGAUUUUAGGAGGCGUCCUCAUUCUGCUGGUUUGCGCCAUCAACAUGUACUUUGUGAUCGUCUAUGUGACUGCGUUGAAGAGCAUCCUGCUCUACGUCAUCGCCGCUCUCCUCUCCGUCGCCUACCUGUGCUUCGUGAUCUACUUGGCUUGGCACUGCCUGGUUGCCUUGGGGGUUUCCUGCCUGGACUGUGGCAGCAGGAUGCAAGGGGGACUGCUGCGCCACACAGACCUUUACUUAAUGAAUGAGAUGGAGGUGGAUCCGCAGGCUGAGAGAUAAUGGGACGCCCGGUGCAGUCUGGAGCUGCACUGUAGACAGGACUUGACUCGGGGGACCUGUAAAGCUGGGCCAGUAUAACUUUCUCAUCAGCCCUCAGUGUCUAACAUUUGCUAAAGUGUCCUUAUAGUGCACCAAAACAUUGAUUCAGGAACUGAUGUCCAACACCUGCGUCACCUUUCCUAGACAGAACCUCAUGUAUUAAUUGGUAUGCAGGUGCCCUGAGAAGCUGAAAAAUACCAUCUUAAAAUUAAAGAGGGCACUUUCCGUUGACAACCACACACUACAGCACUUAAUCAAUAAUUUCCAUUGCAGUACAAACUAGAUAAUCAACCCUUUAUGAUGAUUUAUCAGCAUUAUGGAGUUAGAGAAACCGUGGUGCAUGAACGUGGGCGUCCGUCAGAGCCAACAAGCUGCUGCACACGGCUCUUUAUCUUUCCUUCUUCUCCACCGUUAACAUUUUUCCAUCGUGGAAAGAACGCAGCUUAGUUUUUUGUAAACAUCUGCAUAUUUAUGAACACGUUAUCCCUGUAUAACCAGCUUGUAUUGUAUGUCACUAUAUGUUUGUUGUUUUAAACAUUAGAUUUUUUUUUUUUUUGUUUGGGACCAAGCUGUUUCCCAUCAAGCUACCAAAGCCUGGGUUAAAUUAUUUAUUUAGGUAUUUAUACUUAACUCACAGUCAUUAUAGAAUGUAAGCAGACCUUCCCAUUUAAAGGGAAAAAGGCAUGCCAUUAUAAAUUUAGCCUAAAAAGAGGGGGGGGGAGGGUCCCAGUAUGGAAGACUAUGAUAACACGUGGUUGUGUAAUAAAACAGAACAUUUAAUUAUGGAAAACACUGAAGAUGAACUUCUUAUUAGUUUACAUUCAAGAAGUUCACGCAUCGGCCAGCUGUUCAGUGAAGAGCUACACUUUAGCCUUCAGUCUUUAAUGCGUAUGAAAUUAAACCCUAAGUUCACUACAGAGCUAACAGAAAAAGGCUAAAACUAAGUGGCAAAUUUCAAACUAGAUAUGAGCCAAUCAUGGUUUUCCUGGUAGAUGCCAUUUUUUGCUUUUCCUCGAUUAUUUGCUAUGAGGUCAUAUUGAAAAGUACAUUUAUUUCAGUAAUUCAAUUCUCACUGUGAAACACAUUAUAUAGACUGGUCACAUGCCUUGACUUCUGUUAAUUCAGAUCAUUUUCUGCUUCCAGCUAAUAAAAACGCAACUUUUAAGAUUAAAAUGUUACCUCAGAGCAAUACAAAAAACUUUUUUAUCAUAGAAACGUGGGCUUAAUGCAAAGAAUGUGUAAUACCUGUUUGUAUAUUGCUAUUUUCAAAAGGUGCUUUUAAUCUGACAAACGAGCCACACCUGAACGUAUCUUCUGAUAUCUUCUGAAUAUGACAGUAUUAGUAGGUUUGGAUCAAGCAGAAAAUGAAGGAAUUGCAAGAAUGCCAGCCAACCAUGCAGCGCUAACCUUUUAUCUGAGUUAUUUUUAAUUAUAAAAUGUUUAAAAAGAUUGCAUCGAACUACAUGCUGUCAAUUGAUGCGUUAAUGGACCAAAAUAUGGUGGGAAUUUUUAGUAUUGAUGUAUUUAUUGAAGUAGGGGGAAGAAUAAUGUUUCCACUUAAAAAAAAAUCCCCCAGGAUCUAUUGUACUUAGAGACCAUGAAAGCAAAGUUGGCCAACAGAUUUAAAAUAUAUGUAGAACAAAUAUAAGUGUUGAAAGGUCAAAAAUGUCAUUAGGUCAAUUAUUUCAAGGUGUUGCUGCUAAAGAUAGUUGCAAAAACAGCUCAAUUAUUUAUUUUCAACAAAUUCAUAGUUAAAAUCUCUAAUAUAUCUAUAUAUACAUAUAUAUAUGUAAAAUAUAAGGGUUUAUUAGACAUUACAUAAUGGUUAAAAUUCUCCUUUUGUUGUUUUUACAUAUAACGUGAGAGAAUGGCAGUUUGUCACGUUCUGUUACAGUGUUGUCAGAUCUUUAUAGUCCUCAUUUAAUCCCCAAGUACUAAAUGGUUGGAUCAACUACAAAAUACUAAAAGAUGGUUUAAAUUGAAAAAACAGUAAAUUAUUUUAAUUAUUUUGUACACAGUUUCUUUUUUUUUCUUUUUUUUCUCUGUUUUAAACCCUGUUACCUUUUUCCGAUGCAGCUCAGCUUCUUUUGUGUCCUAUUGUAAAUAACGGCUGCCCAUAUAAGUCUGUUGGAGACCUGGACCACAUGAUGAUAUUAUGGAAAAAUGUAGUUCUUCUGAAGCCCGUAUCUUUAAACGCUCAACCUGUGAUUGGUCAGAAAUGGGUUGAAGUUAAAAGGUUGCUGCUAAUUCUUUGAUUCUAGAGUGCCAAGCUAGACUUUUUAGGCAUACACUGUGCUGUUUGUGACAAGUUAAAGAAAAUAUUGCUGAGAUGAAAUCAGCUCCUACAACUAUGUCAUUAGUGUCAUAAUAUUAAUAUUAACAACGUAAUAAAUAACUAAUAUUAGUAGCGCACACAACCCAGAUGAUUAGUCGUCCUGUGUUCCCUUUCUGUGUUUAUCGUUAGUGAAUCUACUGAAGGAUUUUACUCUGAUGGAUAAAUGCUUUAUACAUCUUUAACUCUCUGUGCAUGUAACUUUCAUGUAACUCAAAUAUUAUUGCUUCGAUCCGUUUGUGUGAGGUCUUUUUUCUAAAUUGUUUGUGUCUUUUCCUAACUGGUCAUUGUUUUUCUUUUUCAAAUAUUUUCAUUGGUUUAGGUAUCUUGCAUCUUUCUCGAGACAUCCAAACCAAUUGAUUUCCCCAUUUCUUUGCUUGUCUGUUACUAAAGAAAUGUGACAUAUAAUUUGAAAACAAGUGUUUUUUGUGGAGGGGUUGGGAGCCAAGGUGAACUGCUGUGAUAUUUAAGGGAAGGUGGGAGGUGCUGAAUAUAACAUGUACGUCACAAAGAGAGUUGUUACUUGAAUUUGGUGUGUGAUUUAAAAAAAAAUAAAAAAUUCAUUUAAAAGAAUGGAAUAAAGUGCAUUCAGAGAAAUUAAUAGAAAUCAGAACAGAGACCUGAGAGACACUUUGACUUUGGAGGACACAAAGUGUUAGGGGAGUAACCUAAGAGGAGACUACAGAUAGAUGAGAAGAAAUUGGCAGAAAAUACUAACAUCAAAAGACAAACAACUCUAGCAUAACACAUGAUAACUGUGAAUGGGCACUGCUGAUUUGCAUCAUUAAAUCCAAAGUUUCCCCUGACACCAAAUAUUGAACUGAACUUGUACUGUAUGUUGUUAUUCCACAGUGCCUUGUCUGUUCACCGGUGUGCCUCAGCUAACACGUUAGGCACAUUUUUAUUUAUCAAAAAAGAAAAAAGUAAAACAAAACAUCUCAUUAUAUGAGAAAUUAUCAAAGUUAUAUACAAAAGCCUUUCAGUGAGUGGACUACAGAAGUUUUUCCCGUUGCGUUUCUGAUGACAUUCAACAAAAAACGUGAGCAUCUGGUUUAAAAAUGUGUCGCAUGUAGAUUUCCACAACAUGAUAGCAGUUUUUAAGAGAGUUACUAUUUUUAAUGACGUCAUGUUGAUUUUGGCGCUCGUCCAUGGCCAUAUUCUGCUCUGAUCUUUAGACAGAAAACUACUGUGGUGGUAUGUGGUAAUUUAUUUCUGAAAGUAUGAAACUGUACAGUAGGUCCAUCAGUGAGAACAUGUGUAAAGGUAGAUUUCUCCUAUCUGUAUUUUAUUGUUUUAAUGUUUUUUGUUUUGGUUUUUUUUGUCAAACCAAAAGAAUUGAGCAUUCUUUAAAAGCUGUUUGUUGAAAAAAAUAAAAAUAUCCACAAAUUU
This is a messenger RNA of Fundulus heteroclitus (mummichog), 5665 nucleotides long. RefSeq names its product solute carrier family 11 member 2 (gene slc11a2). The record is from RefSeq and is a predicted model, not a curated record. Gene Ontology annotation, biological process: metal ion transport. Gene Ontology annotation, cellular component: plasma membrane. Gene Ontology annotation, molecular function: iron ion transmembrane transporter activity; manganese ion transmembrane transporter activity; cadmium ion transmembrane transporter activity. NCBI's taxonomy places the organism in Eukaryota, Metazoa, Chordata, Actinopteri, Cyprinodontiformes, Fundulidae. Bases 217 to 1905 code for a protein of 562 amino acids. The transcript is spliced from 17 exons.